AGUACAUUUUGUAGUGAAGAACCAGGGUUGGUUUACGGAUUUUGGCCGUUUCGCCAUCUGGUAACACUGACCAGUUUCUCAUCGUUAAAAAAUCCAUUUGGAAUUCGGUUUAUUUAAUUAAAAGCAGCCGCGACACCUAUGCGAAGGGCAAAAAGCGGCCAGAGUUGUUGUUGCUGCUGCUGCCCAGCCGCCGUGCGAUCGAUCGGGUCUGGCGGCCCCAACUAAAUAAUGUGGAACAUGAUGUGCGACGUAAUGCCCACGAUAUCCGAGGAUAGCAUCUCGCAGCGCUCCUCGCAGUUCAGCGGGGAGGAUGCCAACUUUGAGCAGCUGAUGGUCUCCAUGCUGGACGAGCGGGACAAGCUGAUGGACAGCCUGAGGGAGGCGCAGGAGCGGCUUAACGAGACGGAGAACAAGCUGCGUGACGUCGAGAAGGAGCGGGACAGCCUGCAGCGCCAGAUUAAUGCUAAUCUGCCGCAAGAGUUUGCCACCCUGACCAAGGAGCUGACGCAGGCGCGGGAGACCCUUUUGGAACGAGACGAGGAGAUCGGGGAGCUCAAGGCGGAGCGGAAUAAUACCAGGCUGCUCCUCGAACAUCUGGAGUGCUUGGUGUCCCGCCACGAGCGUUCCCUGCGAAUGACCGUUGUGAAGCGACAAGCUGCCGCCCAGAGCGGCGUCUCCAGCGAGGUGGAAGUGCUUAAGGCGCUAAAGUCGCUGUUCGAGCACCACAAGGCGCUGGACGAGAAGGUGCGCGAGCGGUUGCGGCUUUCCAUUGAGAAGAACAACAUGAUGGAGGAGGAACUCAGCUCCGCCAAGGAGGAACUGGCCCAGUAUAAGGCGGGCGUGGUGCCAGCUGGCGUGGGCAGUGGCAGCGGAGCAGGGAGUGCCGCAUCCACCGCCGGAGGUGGGGGCGCCGAGAAUGGGCUCAAAGAGAAGAUGGCGGGCGUGGGCGGAUCUGGUGGCGUUAAUGGCGAAGCAAAUGAGCUGAACGACUACGCAGCCAAGACCCACGAGCUGCAAACGAUCAUCGAGAAGCAGACCUCGGAACUUUCGCAAUGGCAGCGACGCGUUUCUGAUCUGAACAACAAGAUCAGUGAGCUUGAGGAGAACAUGUCGCGAGUGCAAAAGGAACACUGCAAGGCCCAAGACCAGUGUUCCAAGCUGCAGCGGGAUCUGCGCGAGAAUGUGGCCCAGAAAGAGGAUCAGGAGGAGCGCAUUACCACAUUGGAAAAGCGAUACCUGAAUGCUCAGAGGGAGUCAACAUCGUUGCAUGAUCUUAACGAGAAACUCGAGCAGGAACUCCGGCAUAAAGAGGCGCAGCUCAAGCUGCACGAGGAGAAGAUCGGGGCCAUCGAGGAGAAGCUGGAGCUCUCCGAACAAAAGCUCGCCCAGCACGCCAAGCUGCAGCCCGACAUGGAGGAGCAGCUGAAGGCACGCAUGGAGGCAUUGACUAAGGUAGGAAACAAGGCUCAAGAAAGACACGGUUCUGCAGAAGACCGCAUCCGGGGACUGGAGACGAACCUCGACGAGAAGACCAACGAGGUGGUAAGACUGAACCAGCGUCUGAAGAUGAACGAGGAGCACAACCUACGGCUUUCCUCCACGGUGGAUAAGCUGCUCUCGGAGUCAAACGAGCGUCUGCAAGUGCACCUGAAGGAGCGCAUGCAUGCGCUGGACGAGAAGAACGCCCUUACCCAGGAACUGGAGAAGGCGCGUAAGGUGGCCGAGGAGCUACACCACGAGAAGAGCGAGAUCAUGAAGGAGCUGUCGAAGACGCGGCUGGAGAUCGAGAACUUCAAGCGUCAGCUGCUGCAGCAGGAGAUCGCCUACAACAUCCAGCAAACGGAGGCGCUCACCCGGAGCCUUUCGCCCAGUAGCGUAGUGGACCCCAGUGGCGCCUUUAGUCGGAGCAACUCGCACGCCAGCUUUGAGACGCACUCCCUGCGCCGCCAGAGCAAACAGCGACUAUCCGAGGAGAACGCCCUGGUCCGCUCCAUGGCCGAGCAGGAGUGGGAAAAGCUGCAGCAGGCGGCGCAUGCGCAGCAGCAGGCCUACGAGCUGGCCAGCGCUGCGGAUUGCGAUGACUCUGAUGUCCUGUACGCAGCGGCCACGGACAUGAUGUCUCCGUCGGGCCACACAGAUGCCCAGACGUUGGCCAUGAUGCUGCAGGAACAGUUGGACGCCAUUAACAAUGAGAUUCGCCUGAUCCAGGAAGAAAAGCAGUCAACAGAGGCGCGGGCCGAGGAACUGGAGUCGCGUGUCGGCAGUCUGGAGCACGUAAACCUGUUGGCUCGCGGUCGCUCCAUGGACAGGCAGAGUCCGCCAAUGAGUGGCCGAAGCACGCCCAACAGUCCGCAACGGGAUUUCAUGCAGAAGUAUCACACGCUCAACUUGCCCGUGCUGUCCAGCGAUGCCUCUCGGGAAGAGCUUCACGGCGGCAUGUCCACCACAGGUGAUUCGAGUUCCGGCGGAGCGGCCUCUCCACUGACCGCCCGCUCCAUGCGCCUGGAGCGUGUGGCCCAGGCCUUGGCCCACAGCCAGGAGGAGCUAAGGCGGCGUUCCAUUGGCCUUAAUCCCAAUGCUUCAAUGCCACCCAACCACACUGGCGGUCAUAUGCCCCUGAGCAGCCACAGUUACGGUCUGUCACCGCUUAGCUCUCGUUACGGCAGCCAGGAGUCACUGCGUCACUACAACACAAUGGGAUCUAUGUCCAUGCUGCAGGCACCUACUUCGGGCGUGUCCAGGGAAGCGGCAGCCGCUGCUGUCCAGAAGAAGAAGGGCAUUAAGUCUUCGCUGGGUAGGUUCUUUAGCAAAAAGGAGAAGGUCAAGGGCGUUAAGGAUACGCUGCCCGACGGCUCGCCCAGCAUGAUGUCCAUUGGCAACCUGUCGAUUGGACUGAGCGAGGUGGACUCCAACUACGAUGCUAUGAGCAUGACUGGCGGAAUGAUGCCCCGCAUUGCCAGCUCCCAGGGAUCCAAAAUAAGCAGCGUUGAUUACGGCAGGCAGAAGAAGGAGCAUGAUUACCGCAAUGACUUGCUGGGGGAGGCCAUGAAGGCGGGCACUCCGUUUGCCCUGUGGAAUGGCCCCACCAUAGUCGCCUGGUUGGAGCUGUGGGUGGGCAUGCCAGCCUGGUAUGUUGCCGCCUGUCGAGCCAACGUCAAGUCCGGGGCCAUCAUGAGCGCGUUGAGCGAUACGGAAAUUCAGCGGGAGAUUGGCAUCAGCAAUCCCUUGCACAGGCUCAAACUUCGGCUGGCCAUUCAGGAAAUGGUUUCACUGACCUCUCCCUCGGCGCCACAAACCUCUCGCACCACUCUGGCAUUUGGCGAUAUGAACCAUGAGUGGAUCGGUAACUAUUGGUUGCCAGGCCUUGGCCUGCCCCAAUAUCGCACAACCUUUAUGGAGUGUCUGGUGGAUGCCCGGAUGCUGGACCACCUCACCAAAAAGGACUUGCGUGGUCAGCUCAAAAUGGUGGAUAGUUUCCAUCGCACCAGCCUGCAGUACGGCAUAUCGAUGCUCAAGCGCCUUAACUACGAUCGCACGGAGUUGGAGCACAGGCGCAAGAUGAGUGAAAACGGCCUGUGUGACGUACUAGUCUGGAGCAACGAGAGAGUCAUCCGAUGGGUGGGCAGCAUCGGAUUGAAGGAAUAUGCUAAUAACUUGCUCGAAUCGGGAGUGCAUGGAGGAUUGAUGGCCCUGGACGAGGGCUUCGAUGCGAAUGCCAUGGGCUUGGCCCUUCAAAUACCCACACAAAAUGCUCAGGCUCGCCAAAUACUUGACACGGAGUUCAAUAAUCUGCUGCAGAUUGCCACAGAUCGCAGGCCGGAGAACGAGCAGCGCAGUGCUUCCUGAUGCAGCUACAGUCCGCCCACGUCCUCGGUGGAUGAGUGAGCACCAGCCAAGGAGGGCAGGACAGACAACAGACAACAAAGGCAACUUACAACAAUAAUAACGUAAAGACCAGGGGCAAAGUUUCCUAAGCAGCAACAGCAACCGUAACGACGAGCAGAACUAGAAGAGAUGAAUGAAAAUGCUAGCAAGCAACUAAGCCACAAAAAAUCUAACAAGAAAGACGCAACGCAAGAGACUCCCCAGCAUGAUGCACGUCUAAUCCACAUAUUUAAUAUAUAUAAAUACACGCAUAGUCACAUAAUCCAUAACAAGACAAUGUAUACAAGACAUAGCACAUACUCUACAUAGGGCAUACGUAGUUGCAUUGGCGCCAAGUCGCUGCCGCUGCCAGGCGUGUACAAGUUUUAGAAGCUAAUCAGUUUUCGAUUGUGAAAUUAUUAUUGUAUUUUUUUAUAUAGUAUAAUUGGGCUUGCAAUAGACUAACAGUAUUUUGUUUUAGAUGAUGCAGAGGUGGAAAGAGAUGACAGCGUGCUUCGAACCAAAUUCGUAACCAAACUUGUUUGUUAUAUAAUUUUUAUGGCAUUUGUACAGUUAUUAAUUUAAUACAAUUUUAAUUUCUUUAAAAUUAAAUCAACUAACAUACGCUUUACAUAUGACAUUAUCGUGUUUCUGUUUAGAUUUUUGUAGAAGGCAGAGACGGCGUACCAAUUGAGUUUAUAAACUGAACAACAUGCACAACAAUCAGGCAUACAUAUAUAGAGUAACAGCUGCAUAUAUAUACGAUUUAUACAUUAUAAUGAAUCAUAAAUCUAAUAAUUAAACAUUAUGAAGCAUACGUGUAACUAACAACAAAGUAUUAAAUGUGAAGUAAACAAAAGGGGAACGGAAGUUGUAGAAGUCGCAAGCGCCCAUUGAAAUCAACUAUUUACAUAAUUACAUAUACGAGAUCAUUUAGUCGAAAAAUCGAAAAAGCUUUAAAGGCGAACUAAACCUAAACCAAAACUCAAAUCUUAGCCUUCGCUUAAGCCCCGAAUAAGAGAAUUUCUUUGCUCAUUGGCUGAAGAGAAUUAGAAUUUCAAUAAAGAAUUAAUCUUAAAAUACUUUAAAGGAUCUAUUUACAAAAUCUAAAAGCAUAUCCAUUGUUUUUCAAAACAAAUAUACACACCCUUCAUAAAACUCGUUUACGUGGUUACUUCAGUUCAGUUUCAAGAGCGGCCAGUUGAAUCAUGAAACAAUUUCUUCAAUUUAUGUGUAAAUCCCCCAUUAAUACACUAACCUAUUUAAGUUUUGCAUGUACUUACUUUCCCUUUAUACGUUAAAGCACACAAACUGCCACAUAACAACACGUAUAUAGCAUCUGAAAAAGUUGGUUUUAGAGUCUUUACGUACAUUAAGUUUAAGUUUAUUCUUAUUUGUACAAAAAACCAAAAUUGCAACUAACGCUUGUCCUUAAGUUGAAAUAGAGAAAAAUACAAGAAUCAGUAAAAAUGAAUACCAUAUGCUUAAAUUAAUUUAUAAAACUAAAAUAUAUAUAUUAUAAAAUACUAACAAGAGGAAAAUACUUAAUAAAAUUAUUUCAACUGUAUUAGCAAAUUAAAAAAGAAUUACAAAUGUGUAAGGAAACUUAUAAAAGCUCUUAAAACUGAAAACUUAUUUAUGAAUGUAACUGUAGCAUUAUCUAAGUAAAACCGAGAGUAAAGCAAAUAUUUAUGAUGUGUAACCUUAAUUGACUAACUAAAUCCACAAUAUGUAUGUUGAUUUGAACAAGGAUUGGUUUAAUUGUUGACUUUUGUUGAGUAUUCCACAAAAGGAAGUUUAUAAAUGAGCGUAACUAAACUAAAUGCAUAACCUAAAUAUAAAAUUGAUUACCAUACACUUAUGUAAAUAUAUUUAUACAAUAUUGUGAACAUGAAAAUUGAAUGCAAUACAAGCAAAUUAGGUAAAAAUUCCGGUUAGGAGUUUUUUAUAUGUACCAUAUAUAUUUGAAA
Drosophila simulans is the source of this 5834-nucleotide messenger RNA. It is a transcript of the gene Liprin-alpha, whose product is annotated as liprin-alpha-1. Gene Ontology annotation, biological process: synapse organization. Bases 229 to 3846 code for a protein of 1205 amino acids. Lineage: Eukaryota; Metazoa; Arthropoda; Insecta; Diptera; Drosophilidae. Gene Ontology annotation, molecular function: protein binding. Gene Ontology annotation, cellular component: presynaptic active zone. The transcript has 15 exons. The record is from RefSeq and is a predicted model, not a curated record.